Messenger RNA from Zophobas morio, 2202 nucleotides. RefSeq names its product trailer hitch (gene Tral). Gene Ontology annotation, molecular function: mRNA binding. The transcript has 7 exons. NCBI's taxonomy places the organism in Eukaryota, Metazoa, Arthropoda, Insecta, Coleoptera, Tenebrionidae. Gene Ontology annotation, cellular component: P-body. The record is from RefSeq and is a predicted model, not a curated record. The coding region runs from base 140 to 1612 and encodes 490 amino acids. Gene Ontology annotation, biological process: P-body assembly; cytoplasmic stress granule assembly.
CCUGCUUUGCGUCACUUCAUCCAGCUGUUUUGGGUACGCCAUUCGAAGUGUAGUAGUAUAUGUCGUAAUAAUACGUGUAGCCGUCGAUUUUAAUCGGUUUAAAUCAUUGGCAUCGUAAUUGCAAAGUGAUUUAUCCGAGAUGAGUGCUGGUAUGCCGGAGCUUGGCUCCAAAAUAAGUCUAAUAUCGAAAGCCGAUAUCCGGUAUGAAGGACGAUUAUUUACAGUUGACCCAAAGGAAUGUACUAUUGCCCUAGCUUCCGUUCGUUCAUUUGGCACAGAAGAUCGAGAUACUCCUUAUCCUGUCCCGGCCCAAAAUCAGGUCUAUGACUACAUAUUAUUUCGCGGAUCCGACAUCAAAGAUAUUCGGGUAGUGAACAAUGUUGCUCAACCACUCAAUGACCCCGCAAUCAUGCAAUUGUCUGUCCCACCUUCGUUGGGUCAGCAGCAGUUUCAAAACCAUCCGAUGUUGGGGCAUAUGGGGCCACAAAUGGGACAGUUUGCUUCCGGAUAUGGAGCUAUGGGUCCAAUGGCAGGUCUGUCGAGUGGCUUAGUGCCGGGUAUGGGUAUGUCAAGGGAUCACAGAGGUCUCGCUGGUAAUAAACCAAAUGAGUUACUUAUGCCGGGAACAGAACCACAACCAGUCCUAUCUCCUGCAGUUGAACCCCCUCGGCCAAGCGAACACGACAUAAUUGGAGGCGCUUCAAGGAGUACAACCCCAGCUAGUUUAGGAUCACGCAAGUCUCCCACAAAUGAUCAAGGCGUUCAAACUGGAGGAGCUAAUAAACAGCAGGAAAAGAAAACUCCGAAGCCAAUUCAGCCUCCGAGCCAACGCAAUCAACAAAGAAAAAGCACUUCCCAAGAGAGAAGGAAUUCGAGGGGCGAUGGCCAGCAAGAUCAUCAAAGAAAUCAAAACAGACAAGCCGUUCCACGUAAUAUGAAUCAAGGGGGUCAAGGAUCCCACACGAACAAUCACCAAGGUAAUCAGCAGAGGGGCGGUUGGUCAAAUCGCGGCCCUGCUAGGCAGCGAGGAAGGCCUAGAGGGGGCUUCAAGCCUAAUCAAGGACAGCCCACACAAGGAAAUAAGACAAAGAAUACGUUGAAAUUUGAAAAUGAUUAUGAUUUUGAACAAGCGAAUACGGAGUUUGAGGAGUUGAGAAGCCAGUUGGCCAAGGUAAAGGUUGAGGACACGAGUAAGACUGAAGUGAAUGGUGAUAUAGACAAGAAAGAUGAUUCAGGCAACGAAACGGGAGCUGGUGAAAAUGAACCUGAAGAAGAACAUGAGGUGUUCUAUGACAAGAGUAAAUCCUUUUUUGAUAAAAUUUCGUGUGAGGCUGUAGAGCGUGCCAAGGGAAAGUCGCAGAGGACUGAUUGGCGCACAGAACGUAAACUGAACUCUGAGACAUUUGGAGUUGCCGCAACUAGAAGGGGAAAUUUCAGAGGACGCGGUGGCUUUAGAGGGAUGGGUUAUCGUGGUGGUUACCGUGGUGGAUACCGGCCUCAACAACGUAGAGAUCAAGGCGGGAACCGCUCUGCACAACAUCAACCAAAUGACCAACAGCGAUCGGGGAAUAGUCAAUCUGCAGCACCCGUGCCUGCUGUAACAGGAAAGUAAACUACUAACUGAUCUGACUAGAUAGAAAAAACAAACAGUGGCUGACACAGGAACAUGAAGACAUGACUGCUUUGAUUUAUUUAUGGGGAGGAUGUGAAUUUAGUUAGAUGUGGACUGUGAUUCAAAGUACUUGAUUUAUUUGUAAAUUAGUUUUGGAAUCAAAACGUGAAUUAGUCAUUGUUUCUGUAUGUGGAAUCGUUAUGAAAAGCAAUGCUUUCUUGAGUUUCCUGGUGUCAGUAUUAUAGUAGGUUAGAUAAGGUGUACCUUAAGUGAUAAAUAUUUUAUUUUAUAUAUAAAAAGGCAGAUUAAAAAUUUUAGUAAUGUAUAUUUUUACUGCCAGUAGAAAUUAAUAAUUUUUUUUAUACUUCUUGUAGCUUUAUAUGGUUAGAACAAUGUUUAUUUCUUUAAAUUAUACACUAAUUUUAGUUUUUAAAUAAUGGGUCAAAUAAAAAAUUCUAAUCGAUUGUUCUAACUGGUUGUAAUAAUAUAAUUUGCCAAAUGGUUGUUGUAAUUUAUUACUGAUUAUUACUGUUGUCAUAGACUUUGUAAUAUUAAGAAAUUUUGAAAUAAACAACUCUUCAAAACUACAA